AUGUCUCGAGUGUUUCCUAAGAUCACUAAGUGUACAUUCCGAAAAUACGGUCCAACUGGGUCUAUACAGAAAUUUGACGGUAUGUGCGUAUUGUCACAAAACAUUGUGAACGAAAAAAUGUACGUAUUCUUAUGGUUCUGGUUCUGGUUCAUUGCCAUAAUCAGCGCAUUAAACUUUGUGUAUCGUCUACUUCUCAUCAUGGUACCAUAUUUCCGUUUAUUAUUAUUGAGAUCAAGAACUGAUUCUUUUUCUUAUGAGAAAUUGAAUACAUUAACUCAGAAGUUUUGGUUUGGUGAUUGGUUUGUCUUUAAUCAAUUGGCCCAAAACAUCAGCCCCAUGGUUUUCAGGGAGAUUGUAUCAGAACUGACCAAGAAGUUUGAGGGAAAAGAUAAUGUAUAA
Messenger RNA from Acyrthosiphon pisum (pea aphid), 399 nucleotides. Its product is annotated as innexin inx2-like. Bases 1 to 399 code for a protein of 132 amino acids. The record is from RefSeq and is a predicted model, not a curated record. Gene Ontology annotation, cellular component: plasma membrane; gap junction. Gene Ontology annotation, biological process: phototransduction. NCBI's taxonomy places the organism in Eukaryota, Metazoa, Arthropoda, Insecta, Hemiptera, Aphididae. The transcript has a single exon. Gene Ontology annotation, molecular function: gap junction channel activity.